Messenger RNA from Saccoglossus kowalevskii, 754 nucleotides. RefSeq lists its product as uncharacterized. Lineage: Eukaryota; Metazoa; Hemichordata; Enteropneusta; Harrimaniidae. The record is from RefSeq and is a predicted model, not a curated record.
AUGGCGAUCACGCUCGAUGUUUGCCUCCGCCACCCGUACCACUGUGUGACACAGAGUACAAUGAACUUAAUGUAAUUAGUUAUAACGCUUACGAAAUACCAUACGUUGCCGGACAGUUUGGUCAGAGAGAACGUCUGUGCCGUAUUCCUAAUCGUCUACUUGAAGAACAUCCGGGAGUUGAUGUGAUAAUCUUUCAAGAAGUUUUCAAGGGAGGGUGUGGGUACGAAUUUGGUGUUUCUCUCAAAGAUCUUUUGGCUGCAAAUGGGUUUAUUUACUUUACGUCAAUUGUCGGAGACCCACCAGAAACGUAUCUCCGACCUUUCAGUGGCGGUGUUUUCAUUGCAUCAAGAUGGCCAAUCCUCAAAGAAGAUGCUACUGUUUUUGGACCUGUUCCUACUCAAGAUAUAUACCUAACAAAGGGUGUAGUAUAUGCCAAGAUUGAAAAAUCGACCAACUCCGGAAGUAAAAUAUAUCACAUAUUUGGUACCCAUUUACAGUUUUCACCUAACGAAGAGGAUCAUACGUUGUAUAAUGGAGUCAGAGUAUUACAAGCGCAAGAGAUUGUCACUUUCGUCGCAUCCCAAAAUAUUCCUCAAGACGAGCCGGCAAUUUUAGGUGGUGACUUAAACAUUGAUAGCAUGAACUAUCCAGACCAUCGCGAUUUAAUAUUCUAUGGUAUACUAGGUGUCACGAUGCCGCCUAUUACUGGUGAUUUGGAUACAACAUACAAUCCUGAUAUAAACCAACUUCCCGG